Marasmius oreades (fairy-ring Marasmius) is the source of this 1905-nucleotide messenger RNA. RefSeq lists its product as uncharacterized. The transcript is spliced from 7 exons. NCBI's taxonomy places the organism in Eukaryota, Fungi, Basidiomycota, Agaricomycetes, Agaricales, Marasmiaceae. The record is from RefSeq and is a predicted model, not a curated record. Bases 484 to 1488 code for a protein of 334 amino acids.
UCGAUACCUUCAUUCCCGCUGUGACAUCGAAUGACUAUGGAGGCGGAGACGUUUUAUUAGGCUGGUGGUAGUGGGGGAAUAUCUUACCACCACUCCUUCGAAUCCUCUUCCUCCACAGGAUCCGUUGGACAAAUCCAUGAAUCAACCCCCAGGAAAACACAUGGCUUCUCCUUCGACUACCCCUUCGCAGAUAGUACGCCAUCACAUGCCCCUUCAGCCAUCUUCUGCCACCUCGAGUGGCUUGUGCGAGAGUUGGACGAUGAAGCGAAGGGUAGCUGGGCGCAGCUGGAGCUGGAAUUGGAACUAGCACUCAGUCCAUCGGCGCGCCUUUGCACGUGGCAUCAGACGAUUCACAACAUAGCUUAUAAUAGGGGUUGUUCUCCCUUCCACUGCUUACCUGCGUCUUGGAGCAGGCCCUCUGCUCAUAUACCGAAACGUUCUCCUUCGAGUCAAUCCUCCUCUCAUCCUUCACCGCCGCCUACAAUGAGCACCUCAACACAAUCUUUGCAGUCGCUCAAAGAAAUUCUCAUGGACGUUGAACAGCGUGUUGCACAAUGUUGCCAGCUUGACGAGAAAUAUCAAGAUUCAGAGGAUAGGAUAGAAUUCUCUGUGAGAUCGGAUGAUGUUGAGAAUGUGAUAGAUUUCCUGGAAGAGAUCCCUCAAUCUCGUGUCUUACGGGUCAAUUACGACAUCGUAACUCCUGAAGCUCGUUUCUCUGUCAGAGUUGCAAUGCCCAGUCUACUCUACGACAUGACUGCGACUGGUUGGGCGGAGCUCAACCGAAAGAUCCUAUCUAUCAGCUUCCCAGCAAUGAACUAUCCUCAAAUCUUCACGUCUUCACUCCAGACCACAUAUCCUGGUCAAAACGGCGGCAAGUCUGCUGACACGAACAUUAUGCCCCGUGCACGAUUCGAAGUAGGAGCGUCGCGCUAUCCGAGCGUUGUACUGGAGGUCGGAUAUUCCGAAACGCAUGCGAAACUGGUCAGAGACGUCGAACAAUGGCUCUCCCAGUCCCCUGAAAUCCUCACGGUCUUUUGCGUCAAAUUUAAAAAGAACACUGUCCCACUUCGGGGUAUCCUACAGAUUUGGAAGCGGUCGAAUGCUACAAAUGAGCCGGGAGUGCGGUGCCAACUUGACUUUAACCUAGGCAUGAUUGACGAGGAAGGGUACUGCGAUGGCCUAGCAAGUCAACUUCGACUUUACACUCACGAUUACUUGAUGGACAGUUUUACCGCCGGGGAUGCCAUUAUUAACUACGGUCUCAGGAAUUUACAGCCUGUGGUUGUUGAUGAAAUGGACGAAGCGGGACUAAUUGACAAGCAGCUGAAAAUCCCGUCGGACCCUCUCAAACGCUGGCUGCACGAUCUCAAAAUGGCUGUUGAAAUGAACAGCGGUGGUCUCCUGGACUUUAACUUCAGGGGAUUUGGACUUGCACCUCCCACACAUGUGCAGACUGGUGUGGGGCUGAGGACUGGAGACUUUGAAUGAUUGUGGAGGCGAUUGGUUGCGGGCAAGCGUUUGCAGAUCACCAUCCCGGCUUCCCUACCCCACCUCCACCCUCGUUGCUUCUGAAUUCAUUUUCCCGAGGUCUGAAGUCCAGUUCUCGCUUGCUCCUAGUCCCUCAGUAGUUCUCGCUCGUCCCCAGUCUCUUAGUAAUUCCGUCUUCCCGAUUUCCUCCCGGCGCCUCCUUAUUUAGACAGACACCUCUGGUACCAGCUUCGUCGUCUCUUUCCCCAACUCCUGAUCCUUUGGACCUCUACGUCAAGCUCAGGGUUAGCCAACCGAAACCUCAACACUGUCCACGUUCUUGUCGCUGGUGGUAGUAGCUGGCAGUAGGAUUGGUUCAUGUAUAGCUUCGUUUACAUUUUUUCAGUGACUGAAAUGUCAUCCGUCUUAUCGUGUCAU